Messenger RNA from Dermatophagoides farinae (American house dust mite), 2606 nucleotides. RefSeq names its product alkaline phosphatase-like. Gene Ontology annotation, biological process: dephosphorylation. Lineage: Eukaryota; Metazoa; Arthropoda; Arachnida; Sarcoptiformes; Pyroglyphidae. Gene Ontology annotation, molecular function: alkaline phosphatase activity. The record is from RefSeq and is a predicted model, not a curated record.
CGAUAAAAUGAACAAGGUGAUUUGUGUGUGUGUGUGUGUGUUUUGGAAGAAAUAAGUUUUUACAUUGACAGAAAAAAACCUUUUUUCUUCAUUCUACAUACAUCAUUGGCCGUGUUCAAUGUUUUAGCAUUCUUUUUUUUUCAAUGAUCUUUUAACACAUUAGGUAGAUCAAUGUAUUGAUUAUGUUUUUUUCAAUAUUGUUCUGAUCAUGGAUCAUUAUCAUCAUCAUCAUCAUCAUCAUCAUCAACAUCACCGUUGAAGAUCAUUGAACGCCAUUAGUUACCAUUAUUUUUUUUCAUUUCUUGAUCUAUUCAAUAGUCUAUAAUGUCAUUUUUUUUUCUUCAAAAAUAGAAAUACAUACAUAAUCAAUGAUCAAGGAUGAAAGGAAAUCGAAUAACAACAGCAACAACAAUGCUUAAAGACAAGAUUGUUUUUUUUUUGGUGUCAGCUAUCCCAACAGCAAGACAAUGUCAAUUUUUUCAAUGAACUUGACGUGCCAACAUGUUGCAUGUGCAUAUGUUGUGUGUGUGUGUAUAUAUUCGAUCAUUAUUAUCAUUCAUUUUUUGUUUUCCUAUACAUUUCAUUUUUAUUUUGGGUUUCCUGUAUUCAUCCAUGUUAUAAAAAGCCUGUGAUCAAUAUGAAAAUAUUUUUAUAUCCACCAUUCAAAAGUUGAUAAUUCUUUUGAUCAAAUCGAACAUUGACAAACGUACAACAAUAACAAGAAAUUUCGAAUGUUCUGUUUGACCGCAUUUAUUUUGUCAGGUGUGGUGGGAUCUUCGAUUGUUGUUUCCAGAUUAAAUGAUAAUAAUUUUAAUGAAAUCAUCAAUAAUAAUAAUAAUAAUAAUGUUUUCGAUGAAACCGAUCCAUUAUAUUGGUAUGUACAAGCAUAUCGAAAUCUUAAACAACGACAAUAUUCGGUACCGAUACCGAAUCGAGCAGCUAAAAAUGUGAUAUUAUUUCUUGGUGAUGGUAUGGGCAUCAGUACUAUCACUGCAUCUCGUAUUCUUAAAGGCCAACAACAGCUUCGUAAAGGUGAAGAAGCAAUGCUUGAAAUGGACAAUUUUCCCUUCACAGCUUUAAUUAAGACCUAUAAUGUUGAUCAACAAAUACCGGAUUCGGCUGCCACAGCUACAGCAUUUUUAUCCGGUGUUAAAAAUAAUUUCAAUACAAUAGGUGUUUCGGCCAAAGUAAAACGUAAUGAUCCUGAUUGUGAUUCCGUUAAUCGAAAUUCGAUUGAUUCAAUAUUUACCUGGGCAUUGAAUGCUGGUAAAGUGGCUGGUGUGGUUACAACAACUCGUAUUACACAUGCAACACCGGCUGCUGCAUAUGCACAUAUACAGAAUAGAAAAUGGGAAUCCAACAUUGAUGAAUCGAUCAUAAAUGGAACCCUGAGUGAAACAGAAUGCAAAGAUAUUGCUUUGCAAUUGAUCGAAAAUGAUCCGGGUAAAAGAUUAAGUGUUAUACUUGGUGGUGGCCGUAAAGGUUUUUUGCCCGAAUUCAUUAAAGAUCCUCGAGGAAUUAAUGGUGAAGAAAAAGAAAAAUUUGGCGAACGAAAAGAUGGUCGAAAUUUGAUUGAAGAAUGGCUAGAAAAUCAACGUUAUUCAGGAUUGAAUGAAACUGAAUAUGGUUACGUCAACAGUACUCGUGGUUUACGAACAUUAAAUUAUUCCAAGAUUAAAUCUUUAUUUGGUUUAUUCAAUUAUUCUCAUAUGGAAUUCGAUCAAUUACGUGAUCGUAGUAUUGAUGGUGAACCUUCAUUGUCCGAAAUGACUGAAGCAGCUAUAAGAAUUUUAUCUAAACAUGAUAAAGGUUUUGUUUUGCUGGUCGAAGGCGGUCUUAUUGAUCAAGCACAUCAUCGUGGCUAUGCAUCAUUAUCAUUGUAUGAAGUUUUGGAAUUUGAUCGUGCCAUACGAAAGGCACGUAAAUUGUUACCAAAACAAGAUACAUUAUUUCUUGUUACGGCUGAUCAUUCACAGCCAUUAGUGAUUAAUGGUUAUUCUGUACGUGGUAAUCGAAUUAAUGGUUUAUCACGACGUAAAGAUGGCAAUCAAUUGCCUUUCACAACAUUAUCAUAUACAAGUGGUCCAGGAUUUCAAACGACUAUUCAACGUUCGAAUAUGACUAAUGUUACUCUAGAACAAGCUACACAUGAUCUCAAAUAUCGAUUUCAUUCGGCUAUGCCGACAAAAAAAUCAUAUCAUUCAGGUGAAGAUGUAGCAAUAUUUGGUAUCGGUCCGAUGUCGCAUCUUUUUGGUGGUACAUUAGAACAAUCAUUUAUUGCACAUGCAAUUGGAUUUGCUAGUUGUAUUGGACCAUAUGAAAAAGAGAUUCAUUGUCGACAAUUAUUAAGAUUAUCAUUAUCAUCAUCAUCUACAACAACAACACGAUUACCUAAUGCUGUAGCAUUCAUAAUGGAUACACCUGAAAUGCUAAUUAUUUUUUUCAUUAUUGCUGGCCUUGUAUUUUUCAUUACGAUAUUAAUAAUCGCUCGUAUCUUGUUUAAUGUGACACGAUAAUGACGAUCGCUUUUUUAUUUCAUCAAAUGUUUGGACCAUAUUCUUUUCUUUUAAUAUUUUAUUUUCAUUAAACUCGGAUUAAAGAACUGA